This is a messenger RNA of Exaiptasia diaphana, 3124 nucleotides long. RefSeq names its product nuclear factor NF-kappa-B p105 subunit. Gene Ontology annotation, cellular component: cytoplasm. The record is from RefSeq and is a predicted model, not a curated record. Gene Ontology annotation, biological process: regulation of transcription by RNA polymerase II; cellular response to stress; innate immune response. Gene Ontology annotation, molecular function: RNA polymerase II cis-regulatory region sequence-specific DNA binding; DNA-binding transcription factor activity, RNA polymerase II-specific; protein binding. Lineage: Eukaryota; Metazoa; Cnidaria; Anthozoa; Actiniaria; Aiptasiidae.
UAACAACCCUUCUAGUAUUCGAUGCUCGAUGAUAAAGUUAGUUUCUCUUUCCUAUAACGGGAAGUGUGGAGCUGAAUUUAAAAGAUCGUGUUGUGAAUUUGGCUUAGAAAGARUCACUAACAACCAGAGCAAGAAUAAUAAUUAUACUUUAUAUAAAGUUCAUGGUGAAGAAACAUGACRCAUUCAGAACAGCAAGUCGGAGGCACCUUAACGGACAGCAUGCUCCAUGAAAUCAUGACUCCAGGUUUUUUGCCUGAUAUUUCRUCUCUAAACGUCCAAAUGGAGAUGGGAUACGAAGGUCCUUACUUAGAAAUACUUGAACAACCAAAAUCACGUGGCUUUCGGUUCCGUUAUCCAUGUGAAGGACCAUCCCAUGGGGGUCUCCCUGGAGAGUUUUCGGACAGCAAAAACAAGUCAUAUCCAUCAGUACAGGUAUGUAAUUAUCAAGGUCCAUGCCGUAUCGUUGUYUCCUUGGUAACAGAGGAUGAACCACACAUGCCCCAUGCGCAUAGUCUGACUGGCAAGCAUGCAAACAAUGAUGGCAUUGUGACUGUGCARAUUGGUACGGAACAGGGCAUGACAGCAAGCUUCCCAAAUCUUGGAAUCCAACAUGUGACUAAAAAGAAAGUUGCUAAAACUUUAACUGAACGAUACACAAAAAUGCAAGCUCUWCAAAAUGCAACAUUGACAGCCCUUGCCACAAAUAAUAGCACACCAAGUUCUUUCAUGAACUUUGGAUCUGUCGCACGCGAACAAGUAAUGGCAAGUCAAGGACCAUUUGAUCGGAAUUUGGCUGCAGCUGUUGCAGGAGAGGAAACUAAAAAGAUUUUAAAGCUAGUGCAGGAGCAAUCCAAAACCAUGAAUCUCAGUGCUGUUAGGCUGUGUUUUCAAGCCUACUUACCAGAUGAAAAUGGGAACUUCACCAAACCACUCAAACCCUGCAUUUCAAAUCCUGUUUAUGACUCCAAGGCYCCAGCAUCCUGCCAGCUAAAAAUCUGUCGUAUGGACAAGAACUCGGGCUGUGUAACWGGAGGRGAUGAAAUAUAUCUUCUUUGUGACAGAGUACAGAAAGAUGAUAUAGAAAUCCGUUUUUAUGAAAACAAUGACGAUGGAAAGCCRAUAUGGGAAGACACUGGAAAGUUUGCUCCAGCUGACGUUCACAGACAGUUUGCCAUUGUAUUUAAGACUCCAGCUUAUCACAAUAUUGCAAUUGAAAGACCCGUGGAAGUAUUGCUUGAGUUGCGGCGCAAGUCCGACAAGGAAACAAGUGAACCAUUUACUUUUACCUACAGUCCUCAAAUGUUUGAUACCGAGCAAAUUGGUGCAAAACGACGGAAAAAAGUCCCACACUUCUCAGAUUACUAUCCUCCAGGGGGUCCGCCAGGGGCAGCCGGUGGGGGAGGUGGUGGUUUUAAUUUUGGCAGUGGUUUCCUGUUUGAUUUUGGUUUCGGUGGCAUACCUGGAGUUGGAGCUUCAACAUCAACUUCGACACAGCAAUCGCAAGGCAGCUCAUCAGGUACCACACAGAAUGCAAUGUCUAGUACCCAACCCUCCCAGGAAAUGCUGAAGGAGCUUGCCUGGGCAAUAGCCAAACAUACUUCUUCUGCGAUGCAAGACUAUGCUGCCACUGGAGAUGUUCGCUAGGUAUACACCAUUGCACUUGGCUGUCAUCAAAGGAAACCGAGAAAUCAUCCAAAUUCUUUUGUCAGAAGGAGCUAAUGUAGAAUCCAAGGAUGGGACUUGUGGUCGGUCACCACUUCACCUUGCUAUUGAACAUGAUAACCUGGCAAUUGCUGGAUACUUGAUUCUAGAGGCGAGAUGUGACGUCGAUUCACUGACCUAUGAUGACAACACCCCUCUUCACCUUGCGGCAGGCCUGGGACUAGUUGGUGAAACAGCAUUACUGGUCGCUGCUGGGGCUGAUACCAUGGCAACGAAUAGCGAAGACGAAACACCUUACUCUCUGGCCACYACUGCUGAGGUUAAGAAAAUCCUUGGUGACGAUGAAGGACCCUCAGAUUCCAUAACAACAAGCAAUACAGAUCCAGUGAUCACGGAUAUCGCAGAUAAAGUGAACAAAAACGUGCAAAGAUUCACGACCCCACCAGAAUCUGAAAGUCUUGUUAACUCAAGUAACUAUGGCGACUAUAAACACUGGCAAAACAGACAAGAAAUGGACCGUGAAGACUCAGGCUUUGGGUCCCAGUCUGCAGAAAGAGACAAUGAUUCGUUAUUACUGUCUCUGACAACACACCCCGACAAAAUAAUGCGACCAAUCACCGACCAAGAGCCUCGUUUUGAUAUACACCAUGGCCAGCCAAUGGGAAGAACGAACUGAAACAACCAAUCACAUCAUGAAAACCAUUGAUAUGCGCAUUGAGCGUAUUCAUGCAGACCGCUGACCAAGUAACUGCAACUUCAGUUUCAAACUGAUCAGACCCCGGMAACACGUCCACYUGCGUCGUCGAAGGAACAGUGUGCGCAUGCUUGCAGACCGCUGACCAUGGAGAAGCUGCAAAGCAGUUCUUUUGCUUUAUUUAUAACAMAAAAUAUAUAAUAGCGUUUCGGGAUUUUUUGGUGCCGUAUAAACUCCGUGUAUAUUAUUAAUUUAACCUUCCAAAACUAGAGAAAGUUAUAUUUCAACUUUCAUAAAAAAAUCUUUUCGCUCGCUGAAAGUGCAGUUGUCCAUUCGGUAGCGAAAUAGAAGCAUCCGUGAUUUUGUCUUUGAAUUUUAUCAAAAUACCUCAAUGUUACUGAUGUAUUGUCUAUUUAUAYGUCCUACUUUAAGGUUUUUUAAGUUUACCAAUCUAACAGCGCCUAUUUUCAAGUCUUACUUCCAUCCACGAUUUUUUUGCGCGAUUUUUUCAUAUACGUAAAAUUGACAUCUUUUUUUUUUUUUUUUUUUUUUUUUUUUUUUGAAUCGAUCCGAAAGCAACUUUCAAUUACACGUUAUUUUUAAAACAAAUCAUGUUUUUCGAAUACACCCGGGUCUUUUUGAUAAAUGAUUGAAUUUUUGGUGUAUCAGCUUAGGUGUUUUUUUGAAAUAUGUUUUGUUUUGUUUUUUGUUUUAUUUUCUCUCUCUUUGUUUUGUUUUGUUUUGGUUGGAUUUGUUUUUGGUAGUUUU